AUGAGUGUGACAAAUUCCAAUAGGAAAAGAAGUUUAUCUGAAGUUUCUGAGGGAAGUGACCCUGAAGCUCCUGCCAAAACUAGAAAUUCAUAUACUACCGAUGAGAUUGUAAUGGUUGAAGAGGUUGAUUCUGAAAUUCCAGUUAACAUAAGUAGUUAUGGUGAUGCUGAGACUUAUUUGAAGUGGCAGAACACCAUUGCCAAAGUUGUCAAAUCUGUUGUUUCAAUCCAUUUUUCACAGGUGGCGCCAUUUGAUUCUGAUAAUGCUGUUGUAUCUCAAGCUACUGGGUUUGUUGUCGAUGCCUCAUUGGGUAUAAUAUUGACAAAUAGACAUGUUGUUGGUCCUGGUCCAUUUGUUGGAUACGCAGUUUUCGAUAAUCAUGAAGAAUGUGAUGUGACUCCAAUCUACAGAGAUCCUGUUCAUGAUUUUGGUUUUUUAAAAUUUGAUCCAACAAAGAUCAAAUAUAUGAACAUUCAAGCGCUAGAAUUGAAACCUUCUUUAGCUAAAGUUGGGUCAGAGAUCAGAGUUGUUGGUAAUGAUGCUGGUGAAAAAUUGAGUAUUUUAUCUGGGUUUAUCAGUAGGUUAGAUAGAAAUGCACCUGAUUACGGUGAAUUAACUUACAAUGAUUUCAAUACAGAGUAUAUCCAAGCUGCAGCUGCAGCUUCUGGUGGUUCAAGUGGUUCUCCAGUUGUGAAUAGCGAUGGUUAUGCUGUUGCACUACAGGCUGGUGGUUCCACAGAAGCAUCCACCGAUUUUUUCCUUCCAUUGGAUAGAAUCUUAAGAGCUUUAAAAUGUUUACAAUCAAACAAACCAAUUACUCGUGGUACUAUUCAGCUGCAAUGGCUAUUAAAACCUUUUGAUGAAUGUAGAAGGUUAGGUUUGACAGCAGAUAGGGAAAGUCAAGCCCGUGCACAGUUCCCUGAUAAAAUAGGUCUGCUAGUCGCUGAAACUAUUUUAAGAGAAGGCCCAUCUGAUAUCAAGAUAAAAGAAGGUGAUACAUUAAUUUCAAUUAAUGGCGAGCUGAUUUCCUCAUUCAUUCAAGUCGAUGAUAUCUUGGACGAAAGUAUUGGAAAAGAGAUUGAAAUUAUUAUCCAACGUGGUGGUAUCGAACAUACUGUAAAAUGCGAAGUUGGUGACCUACAUUCUAUUACACCUGAUAGAUAUGUUGAAGUUUGUGGUGCAACCUUCCACGAAUUAUCAUAUCAAAUGGCAAGAUUUUACGGUAUGCCUGUCAGGGGUGUUUUCAUUAGCAGUGCUUCAGGAUCCUUUAACAUCGAUGCUAAUGAAAGAGUUGGAUGGAUUGUUGAUUCCAUUGAUAAUAAAGAAACACCAAACUUGGAUACCUUUAUUGAAGUCAUGAAAACUAUUCCAGACAGACAAAGGGUAACUUUAAGAUACCAUCAUUUAACAGAUCAACAUACAAUUCAUGUUACUUCAAUUUAUAUCGAUAGACAUUGGUGUAGUGAAUUUAGGUUGUACAAGAGAAAUGAUGUUACUGGUAUUUGGGAUUAUGAGAAUGUCGCAGAACCAAUCAAAGCGGAAGAAUUGAAACCACAUGCUGCCAAAUUUAUCGAUAUCCCAAUCGAUAUCCCUGAAAUAGCAACUUUGUCACAUUCUUUAUGUAUGGUUAGCACCGUGUCAGCAAUUCCUUUGGAUUCGUUACCUGUAGAAAACGUGAAGACAUCUGGCUUAGUCAUUGAUGCUGAACAAGGUUAUAUCAUCGUGUCUCGUAGAGCUGUUCCACACGAUUGUCUAGAUGUAUUCGUUACUUUUGCCGAUUCUGUUAUGAUACCUGCUUCUAUUGUAUUUUUGCAUCCUACUAAAAAUUAUGCAAUAAUCAAAUAUGAUAUCAAUUUGGUAAAUGCCAAUAUAAUUACACCUAAACUCUCAAAUACCCCGAUGAAACGUGGUGACAGAACCCGUUUUAUUGGUUUCACCCAUAACAACAGAUUAGUUACCUCUGAAACUUCAGUUACCGAUAUUUCUUCUAUUAGUAUUCCAAGUAAUAUAAUUCCAAGAUACCGUGCAACUAAUUUGGAAGCAAUUUCAAUUGAUUGUAAUGUAAGUACAAAAUGUAAUUCUGGUAUUUUGACAGAUAAUGAUGGUACUAUCAGAGCGCUAUGGUUAUCGUUUUUGGGUGAAAGACAAGACAAUAAAGACAAAAUUUACUUGAUGAGUUUAGAUAUCACAGACUGUAAAGAAGUAAUCGAAUUACUAAAGGAAGGUAAAAAGCCUAAAGUUAGUAUAAUCGAUGCAGGCUUUGGUGCAAUCUCUAUCCUGACAGCUAGAAUUAGAGGUGUUCCAGAAGAAUGGAUUAAAAAAAUGGAGCUGCAGUCUGAAAAUAGGUUACAAUUUAUUUCUGUUUCAAGAGUUUCUUUUACUGAAGAACCAGUAAAGUUACAAACAGGUGAUGUUAUUCUAGCUGUCAACGAUAAAUUGGUAACUGAAAUGAGUCAAUUGGAUGGUGUUGUAUCUACUGCUGAUGACGAAGAAAGCCAAACCUUGAGAUUUAAAGUUGUCCGUGAAGGAAAGAUUAUUGACUUGAACAUUAAAACUAUAUACGUGAAGGAGACAAGCCAAAUUGCUGUAUUUUCCGGCUCUAUUUUACAACCUCCACACCAUGCGGUUUGGCAAUCCAUGAUGAAUAUUCCAAGUGGGGUUUAUUGCACAUUUAGAGGAGAAUCUUCUCCUGCUCUUCAGUUUGGUAUAUCUGCAACAAACUUUAUCACACACGUUAAUGAAACAGAAACUCCUGAUCUCGACACAUUUUUAAAGGUCAUAAAACAAAUUCCAGAUAAUACCUAUUGUAAAAUGAGAUUAAUGACAUUUGAUAAUGUACCAUUUGCAAUUUCUUUGAAAACCAAUUAUCACUACUUCCCAACAACUGAGUUAAAGAAAAACAUAGAGUCUGGCAAGUGGAUAGAGAAUGAACUUAAUAAAACCGAAGAGAAAAAAAUCAUUAAGAGUGAUUAA
Molecule: messenger RNA, 2973 nt
Organism: Vanderwaltozyma polyspora DSM 70294
Lineage: Eukaryota; Fungi; Ascomycota; Saccharomycetes; Saccharomycetales; Saccharomycetaceae
Gene: NMA111
Product: Nma111p
Exons: 1
Coding region: 1-2973 (990 amino acids)
Biological process (GO): proteolysis
Molecular function (GO): protein binding; serine-type endopeptidase activity
Source: RefSeq, a predicted model, not a curated record